Tyto alba (common barn owl) is the source of this 1519-nucleotide messenger RNA. RefSeq names its product angio associated migratory cell protein (gene AAMP). Gene Ontology annotation, cellular component: cytosol. Bases 49 to 1320 code for a protein of 423 amino acids. The record is from RefSeq and is a predicted model, not a curated record. Lineage: Eukaryota; Metazoa; Chordata; Aves; Strigiformes; Tytonidae. The transcript has 11 exons. Gene Ontology annotation, molecular function: protein binding.
CAACGGCGGAAGCGGCGGUGGCGGGGUGCGGUGCGCGGGCAGGCCGGCAUGGAGCCCGCCGAGGGCUCGGGGGCUCUGGGCUUCCACGGCGACGAGGAGAUCAUCGAGGUGGUGGAGCUGGGCCCGCCUGGGCCGGAUGACCUGGCUGACGAGAUGGAGGAUGUGGACUUUGACGACGAAGGGGCGGAAGAGCCCGACGCCGAGGCUUGGGAGACGGAGGAUGAUGAGGGGGUGGAGGACGGCAUGGAGGUGCAGGACGACAGCGAGGUCACCUUCUCCCUCCACUCGGCUUCUGUUUUCUGUGUGAGCCUCGACCCCAAGACCAACACGCUGGCAGUGACGGGUGGGGAGGAUGACAAGGCCUUUGUGUGGCGUGUGGGUGAUGGAGAGCUCCUGUUCGAAUGCUCAGGACACAAGGACUCGGUCACCUGUGCUGGCUUCAGUCACGACUCUGUGUUUGUGGCCACGGGUGACAUGUCUGGGCUUAUCAAAGUGUGGCGGGUGGAUGCAAAGGAAGAAGUGUGGUCCUUCGAGGUGGGGGACUUGGAGUGGAUGGAGUGGCACCCACAAGCCCACGUCCUUCUGGCGGGCACGGCUGAUGGCAACUCCUGGAUGUGGAAGAUCCCCAGCGGAGACUGCAAAACCUUCCAGGGCCCUGCGUGCCCGGCCACAUGUGGCCGGAUUCUGCCUGACGGGAAGCGAGCAGUGGUGGGGUAUGAAGACGGGACCAUGCGCAUCUGGGACCUGAAGCAGGGAACCUCGCUGCAUGUCCUGAAAGGCCAGGAUGGCCACCAGGACCCUUUGACGUGUGUGGCCAGCAACAAGGACGGCAGUUUGAUUAUGACGGGCUCUGUGGACUGCCACGCCAAGCUGGUCAACUCUGCCACAGGCAAGGUGGUGUGCGUAUUCAAGAUGGAGAGCAUGGCCCCCAAGGCUCCAGCUGGCGAGGGUGAGGAGGCAGAGUCCAACUCAGUGGAGUCGCUGGGCUUCUGCAACGUGAUGCCACUGGCUGCUGUGGGCUACCUGGAUGGGACGCUGGCUAUCUAUGACCUCUCCACGCAGAGCCUGAGGCAUAAGUGCCAACAUGAGUCAGGGAUUGUGCAGUUGCUGUGGGAGGAGAGCUCGGCCGUGGUGUACACCUGCAGCCUGGACGGGGCCGUGCGGCUCUGGGAUGCCCGCUCGGGGAAGAUGAUCAGCGAGUACCGAGGGCACUCGGCCGAAAUCCUCGACUUCGCUGUCAACAAGGAUGCCUCCAUUGUGGUGACGACCUCGGGUGACCACCAAGCCAAAGUCUUCUGUGUCCAGCGCCCCGAUCGCUAGGAACGGUGCUGAGGGAUGGUGUCCUGGCUCUGCCAGGUGGCUCAUGUACAGAGGGAGGAGGGAGAUGUGUUUCACCACCCUUCUCCAGUGCGUGCUUUGUAAUUUUCCAGCCUGCCCUGCUUUGCUCUCACCAGCUGGGGGCCAAGCCUGGGGUUUUGUAUGAAAAUGUCUUUUAAUUAUAUAAAUUAUUUCACCUAAA